AUGAGUUAUCCACAACAUUUCGUUUUACCACCAGGUCAUAAUAAUUUCAUCAACAGCAAUGUUUAUUACAAUGAACCAGAAUACUAUAUUAUAAAAAGAUAUGAUGAUAUUAUUUCAUAUAAAAGAGAAAUAGAUGCAUUAAUUCCAUUGAAAAUGGCAAAGAAUAUUAUGAAAAUUAUAGAUUAUGAUUCACAUAAGAUGGUGGUUGUUA
This is a messenger RNA of Entrophospora candida, 211 nucleotides long. Lineage: Eukaryota; Fungi; Glomeromycota; Glomeromycetes; Entrophosporales; Entrophosporaceae. The record is from the annotation of a GenBank genome assembly.